Messenger RNA from Trifolium pratense (red clover), 894 nucleotides. Its product is annotated as ribulose bisphosphate carboxylase small subunit, chloroplastic-like. The transcript is spliced from 4 exons. Bases 87 to 623 code for a protein of 178 amino acids. The record is from RefSeq and is a predicted model, not a curated record. NCBI's taxonomy places the organism in Eukaryota, Viridiplantae, Streptophyta, Magnoliopsida, Fabales, Fabaceae.
UUUCACCAUUAUAUAUAGCAAGUUUGAGUAGAAGCAUAAGCAGAAGCAAAAAAGUAGUACUUGGUGAACUAAGAAGGAAAAGAAAAAUGGCUUUGAUUUCCUCCGCCGCAGUCACCACCGUUAACCGGUCUCCGGUACAAGCCAGCUUGGGCAGUACUUUCACCGGUCUCAAAUCCUCAGCUGGAUUCCCAGUCACCAAGAAGAGCAAUGACAUUACCUCCAUCACAAGCAAUGGUUCAAGAGUUCACUGCAUGCAGGUGUGGCCACCAGUUGGCAAGAAGAAGUUUGAGACCCUUUCAUACCUUCCACCACUCACAGAGGAGCAAUUGCUUAAGGAAGUAGAGUACCUUAUUAGGAAGGGAUGGGUUCCAUGUGUUGAAUUUGAGUUGGAGAAAGGAUUUGUCUACCGUGAGCACAACAAGUCACCAGGAUACUAUGAUGGACGUUACUGGACAAUGUGGAAGUUGCCAUUGUUUGGAACAACUGAUGCAUCUCAAGUGUUGAAGGAAGUUAAUGAAGCUAAAAGUGUUUACCCAGAGUCAUUCAUCCGUAUCAUUGGAUUCGACAAUGUUCGUCAAGUUCAGUGCAUUAGUUUCAUUGCACACACACCCAAAGACUACUAAAUCAUAGAAACAAGGAUAUUUCAAUGAAGCGGUGCAAGUGGGAACAAACAAUGCAGAGAAGGGGAGAAAAUGAAAAGAAAUUUUGUAUUCUUCAAUCAAUGUAAUGUUUAUGUCGAUGUCAAUCAAAUUAAACCAAAAAAAUAAAUAAAUAAAUAAAUAAAUAAAGGCAAAGUUGUGCUUUAAAUGUGUGAGUAGAGUUGAGAAUAGUUCUCGAGAUUAUGGUUCAAUUGGUAAAAAUAUUGUGUGUAAUAUAAAAUAUCGUACUAUGUUA